AUGGAUUCUCUGGGCUGGCCAAGCCGCGAUCAUGUCCCUCUGGUCCUUUCAAGCCUCUUCGUGGCUAACGUCUCGCAGGUUGGGUUCGCCUCCGAUCCCGAGACAUCUACGAUUUCCACGCUACUCGAAUCCUUAGCUGGGAAAUAUGAUGCAUCGACUACAAACUUGACGUAUAUCAUCUCUCCCGCCAAUAUCCCCCCUGUUACACCUACCUGCACAUUACGUCAAUCCAUUCCUGAGAGCUGUCUACCGAUUUUGGUAGAAGACCAUUCAAACGUAGACCGAUCGAAAAAUCGGACAUUGGUAGUCGAAGGAGGCGAACUCAAGCUCAAGUCAUGGAGAGUCCAAAGAACUCACCAGCAAGAAUUCACUGGAUGCAAUGCUCGAGCAGAACGGGCUGUGUCUUACUUUACGGCGCCAGCGAUUACCAGGUAUGAUUGUGGAGUCGCAGAAACCACACACCAACAAUUCGUGCAGAUAAGCUGCUCGCAAAUUGCCGUUGACCAGCUUGUCCGAGCCAUUAAGGAGAAAGAACCUGUCCUCGCUUACAGCCAUGUGCUCAAGUUGAGCUUUGCUUCAGCGCGCGGCUCGGCAUUCUCUCACUUCCAUGACGACACAGAUCUUUUGUUGAACUUUUACUUUCCAGAUUUCAAUCAUGCAUUUUCACCAGCUGGAACUUACUCGGAACAGUUAGGACGGGAUGCGUACGCAAGCGGCAGUGACACCUACAAAGAUAUCGUGAGCCUUAGUGCCAGACAAGUGCUCGGCGCGACUGUUUUCAGCAGCAUUCCCAAUAGUCUUACCCUGUUCCUCGAGAAGAUCUCUUCUACGGAUGAUUAUCAGCCGGUCGACGUGGUGUUUUCAGCAUUCCCUUUCUUUCUCCGAAAAAUCCCUAGAUGGCUGGCCUAUCUCACAAAACCGUUAUCAGAACGCUUGCUCGGCGGCCGAUACCCUGAUAACUACACCAUGCCCAACCUUGGUAGCCAUUCCUCAUGUAGGGCAGGACAUACGGAUGGCAACGAUGAGUACAUUCUGCAAUAUGGCAAGCACGAGGGUUCUCAAUCUAUGUGGAGCACUUUAGGCGAGCCCAUGAGUGUUGAAGAGUUCCAUGAGCAAACUGAUUCGGCCAGCCUAUUCGGCAGUAUGUACGGCUUAGACGACCAGUAUGGAGAAGUUACUGCUGGUCGUAAAGUCUGCAUCAUCGGUAUCGAGGCGAUGAGUGGACUUGCAGUCGUGAUCGACGCCCACGACAAUAAACGGGAGAAAGAAGGCUUGAGUCGAGACGGCGGGAUAGCUAAGCUUGCGUAUGACUUUCAUGAUAGCUGGACGUUUCCACGUUCGCUUUUCUCAAUUGCACUCCCUCGCUUCCACAUUGACAGAGAUGAGGUGGUGCAAGACAGGCAUCGCCCGAGCCAUCAACGACCACUCAUCGGGCAUGACAAAAUCAUCGACAAUUGUAUUCCUCGUCAUGUUUCUACUGUUCGAUUGAAGCGGUACACCACUGUCCUGCAGAAGUGUAGUCUGCCAUUGGAUUCGCGCCAUCUCUAUACCAAGUCAGACUGGGAGUUUCAGGCGGCUGUGGUGGCAUGCAAAGGCAUGCGAAUACAGAUUUCGAGCCGGGCCUCGCGCUGGAUAAACGAGACCAUAGCUAGUCUCCCAAUCAUCGAGUCAUACAACAUCGAUGGCGACGGCUGA
Molecule: messenger RNA, 1695 nt
Organism: Dissoconium aciculare CBS 342.82
Lineage: Eukaryota; Fungi; Ascomycota; Dothideomycetes; Mycosphaerellales; Dissoconiaceae
Exons: 10
Coding region: 1-1695 (564 amino acids)
Source: RefSeq, a predicted model, not a curated record